GGAGAGAGAGCAACCAAUGGUAUCGUGCUGAGAGCGGGGAGAGGGAAAAAAACAUUGCUGGUUUCGCUGUUGUAGUGGGACUACUUCAUCUUUCCCUCAAGAUGAUGAAGAGACAGUUCAACCGGAUGCGGCAGCAGCUCAGUUACCCUGGCAUCGGUGGACGAGCCCAAGAAACAGCCGAAUACUUGACAGAAGACUUGCUACAGAUUGAACAGAGAAUUGAACCAGCCAAGCGAGCGGCACACAAUGUGCACAAGAGGCUUGUGGCUUGCCUCCAGGGCCAAUAUGGAGCAGACAUGGACAAACGGGUGAAGAAGUUGCCUUUGAUGGCCCUGUCCAUCACCAUGGCAGAAAGCUUCAAGGAACUAGACACUGAUUCCAGCCUUGGAAAAGCUCUAGAAAUGAGUUGCUUCAUUCAGAACAUGCUAGCCAAGAUCCUUGCUGAGUUUGAAAUGGCCCUUGAACGAGAUGUCCUCCUACCCUUGAAUAGACUGAGUGAGGAGGAACUACCCGUCAUCCUAAAACAAAAGAAGAAUCUUCAGAAACAUAUUCUGGAUUGGAAUGCCAUCAAAAGCCGUCUGAACCAAGCCGCCAAGAAUUCCAGUAACAGCGUCAGUGCUAGCACUGGUCCAGCAGGGUCAGCAGCAGCCAUCAAGCUAGAAAAUCUGAAGGAGGAGGAAGAAGAGAUGAGGAGGAGGGUUGAGCAGAGUAAGGAUGAGUACAUGGCAGACCUAUACCACUUUUCAACCAAGGAGGAGAGCUAUGCCAAGUAUUUUAUCAAAUUGCUGGAAAAUCAAGCAGAAUAUCACCAGAAGUCUCUGGAAUCUCUGGCUGCUACUUUGGCAGAGCUGAAGGAGACUCACAACCAGCCAGACUCCCCAUUCCCAAAAGAUCCAGCCGUGCCCGGGGUGUAUGGGAUGCCACUGGAGACUCAUCUGAAGGCUUCUGGGCGGGAAAUUGCGCUCCCCAUUGAAGCCUGUGUCAUGAUGCUGCUGAUGUCGGGGAUGCAGGAAGAGGGGCUCUUCCGGUUGGCAGCUGGAGCUUCAGUGCUGAAGAAACUGAAGUACAGCCUUGCUAUUGGCUCAAGCAUGCUGGAUGAAUUCUAUACGGACCCUCAUGCUGUGGCAGGUGCCCUCAAGUGUUACCUGCGAGAACUGCCCCAGCCAUUGAUGACCUUUGAACUCUAUGAUGAUUGGCUCAAAGCUGCUAGCCUCAAAGAGCCAGAAACUCGACUGGAGUACCUCAGGGACAUUUGCAACCGUCUCCCCAAGGACAACUACAACAACAUGAGGUAUCUGAUCCGUUUUUUAGCCAAGCUGGCUGAACAUCAGGAAGUGAAUAAGAUGUCCCCAAGCAACAUUGCUAUUGUCCUAGGGCCUAACCUGCUGUGGCCCCAACAGACUGAUGGGUGCCAGGUGCAGCUAGACGUGGCUUCUGUUUCCUCCAUCCAAGUUGUGGGCAUUGUGGAACCCCUGAUACAAAAUGCGGAGAUCCUCUUCCCAGGAGAUAUUGACUUCAAUGUCUCUGGUCUCUUCACUCCCCCGUUAGACAUCAAAGUUGGAGAAGCCUCUGAAACAGAGGAACCUCCAGCCUCCCCACUCCCUCCAGAACCCACUUCACCAUUGCUGGGGGAUAGGAAAAAUCCUGAGGUGACCCCAGGAAUAGCUUCCUCAAAGGUGGCCCAAUCUUCUACUGAAGCAGCAGUCUCCUUGCAUACUCCUGUUCCUGCUGAUGAUGCUGCCACACGGAAAACAAAGCGGGUGGCUCCACCCCGGCCCACAGUGCCUCCUCCACCCCUGGUCCAGCCUCGGACCCCGCCUCCGGUGCGCCUUCAAACCCAGCCGCCUGCCCCCGAGUCUCCCUCUGCCCCUCGAGCCCUGCCUCGAAGAACAGUAGGAGGAGCCACGAGAGCUCCCUCUGUGCCGCCACCACUGCCGCCCCAGCCAGCCAGGCGUCAGAGUCGCAACGCUUUGCCGUCCCCAAAGCUGCCUCCCGAAACUCUGGGCAAUGAGGCAGCGGCGUCUGCACCUGAAGAACCUCCUCCUGGUGACGGCAGUGUAGAAGUGUUCAAAGAUUCUACCCCUGUGGUGACAGAAUCCCACGAACCGCCGUCGGUGGGAAGCAGCAGCUCUCCGUCCACACCAGAUCUGAAAGCCGAGACCCUGGAGAAUGACUGUCCUUCUGCCUUCAGUCACCAGGGGCGGGUAAUAUCCGCCUCCGUCCCCCCGCCAAUCAUAGCUGCUCCUGUCGUCCGGUUGGUGGCUGAGCCUCGCAGCCCCGUUUCGCUCGGACGCGUCGACACCUCGAUUGGUGCCCCGCGGCCACGCCCCCUGCGCUCUUCUGUCCUUCCACGCUGCGGUGUGCUUGUGAUUGGCUGCCCUACGGAGAAGGGCGGGGGGGGGAGGAAGAGGCGGGCCGCCCGCCCGGUGGGUGUGGGGGGGGGCGGUGAGUGCGGUCCCAGCAUGGCGGGCUGCAGGCGGUUGAGCGGCUCUUGCCUGCGCGAGGUGCUGGGCGAGGCGCAGGGGGUGCUCUUCGACUGCGACGGGGUCCUGUGGACCGGGGAGCGGGCGGUGCCCGGCGCGCCGGAGCUGCUGGAGCGCCUGAGCGCCAACGGGAAGGCCGCGCUCUUCGUCUCCAACAACAGCCGCCGCUCCGUGGCCGAGCUGGAGCGCCGCUUCUCCCGCCUGGGCUUCCGCGGGGUGCGAGGCGAGCAGGUCUUCAGCUCCGCGCUCUGCUCCGCGCUCUACCUCCGCCAGCGCCUCCUGGGCGGGGAAGCCGGCGCCGGGGACUCGCCCGCCUCCGCCCCGGGCCGCGUCUUCGUGCUGGGCGGCGAAGGGCUGCGCGGGGAGCUGCGGGACGCCGGGCUGCGCUUGGCCGGCGAAGAAGGCGACGACGAAGGAGAAGGGCCGCCUGGCCAGGAGGCGCUCCCGGUGCGCGCCGUCGUCGUCGGCUACGACGACCAGUUCACCUUCGCCAAGCUCUCCGAGGCCUGCGCCUACUUGCGCGACCCGCAGUGCCUGCUCGUGGCCACCGACCCCGACCCUUGGCACCCGCUUAGCAAUGGGCAGCGCACGCCGGGGACAGGGAGUCUCACUGCUGCAGUUGAAACAGCAUCUGGGCGCAAGGCAAUGGUAAUUGGGAAGCCAAACACAUACAUGUUUGAGUGCAUUGUGGAGCGCUUUGGUGUGGAUCCAUCCCGCAUGCUCAUGGUGGGUGACCGGCUGGAAACAGACAUCCUGUUUGGCAAGAACUGUGGCCUUGAUACGGUCUUGACCCUGACAGGCGUCUCGCACCUAGAGGAGGCACAGGCUUACAUGGCCAGCGACAGCCCAGCUGCAAAGGACCUGGUGCCUCACUACUAUGUGGACAGUAUUGCAGACUUGAUACCAGGCCUGGAUGAGUAAAGGGAAAUAUGGGUGGGCAGAGGUCCUAAUUGCAUUCCAAACUGCCACCCUUUCCUACUUCUGUGUCCCUCUCUCCUUGUUUCCAGCCUCAUCACAUUCCAGUGUUUGGUCAAGUGGGGUGUUAGUUCCCCAUUCAUUAUUUGAGCACAUUCUAUUUUAUUUUAGCCACCUGUAAGGGAACAGGAAAUCUUAUGUGAAAGUGUGGGGUGUUUACAGGCCAAACCAGUAUUUAUUUAUUUAUUUAUUUCCCCCCACCUUUUGGCAUGAUGUGGUUAUUUAUUUAAAUUAUUUUUGUUUUACUGUUGCCAGUGGUGGCCUUUUCUUUCUUCCUUUUUUACUGUUGUCCUCUGCUUUGUUUGAAGCACAAUGAUGUGCUUGUUGUUGUGUCUGUUCCCAAGCUUAAAUGAGGCAACAUUUGUGCCAGUGUUACUUAUCUCUCCUACUACCACUGCCAUACCAUGCCAGUUUGGGGGGGUCUUGUCCCAGAACUCUUGCUGCGAAAAAGGGAGCUUCAGAUCAGUUGAGAAGCAACAUUGUGCCUCCGCAGAAUGGCUCUUUGGGACAAUUCCUUUGGUUUAUAUAUAUGCAGACAGUUAUAACUAUACAGCUUUCCCAGAUUGAUAUGAGCUGAGGCUAGGUUUUUUGAUGCAUGCUAUGUAUAUGACCCAUCCUGAUACUGUUCGGUAUAUUCAUCCACAGGAAUUACUCCACAGUGCUAUGUUACGCAGGACAAAAUUCUCAACUGGCUCAGACAAAAGGAACUUAAGAGUGUUAAAUCUAGAGUAUGUACAACUCAAACUGAAUUAAAUAUGAAGGAAUGGUAUUUUCUGUCUUGAGAGUUUUCUCAGGUAACAUACUGUUUAUCAAUCCAGUUUAAUUUUGGAGUAUGGGAUUGAUGUAGCAACAACAAAAUAAACUGCGAAGAACUAUUUUUGUGCCAUGGUGUUCUGAAUUGGCAGUCACUUUGUCUUGGUAGUCCUGCAGUGUUAACAGCCUCUAAACAUUCCUGCCUCUCUACAGAGGCAGGAACGUAGUGAGUCCCCCCCCCCCCCCAAUUCCUGACUGGCUGAACUAAUGAAAUAAUCAGUAAAUCAUUUAGCUCCUGUCUGUGCCUGAUAGGAUGCAACACUAUCCUAGGAAAGGGAUGAACCCUGGUCCCUCCCACCCCCUUCCCGCCCUGCUGUGGUGUGCUUGAUCUGUGGGAUAAUGUUGGCAUUUCCAGUACUUUCAAUGUGCCACAGCAUCCCAAAAUCAGUCAUUGCUGCUUGUCUUUUUAUGGUUUAUUAUGUAUUCAAAGUGAUUGUAUAAAUUAUGCUGAUCAGUUGUGCCAAGGUGGGUAUGUAGCUUCCGGGCCCACUCACUACCUGUACCUCCAUGUUGCUGUGGUUUUCUGACAUUUGCUGUCAUUCUGCAUAUAAUAAAGUGCAGGCACGAAAUGGAA
Molecule: messenger RNA, 4845 nt
Organism: Elgaria multicarinata webbii
Lineage: Eukaryota; Metazoa; Chordata; Lepidosauria; Squamata; Anguidae
Gene: SH3BP1
Product: SH3 domain binding protein 1
Exons: 20
Coding region: 102-3404 (1100 amino acids)
Biological process (GO): signal transduction; regulation of Rac protein signal transduction; regulation of actin cytoskeleton organization
Cellular component (GO): cytoplasm; intracellular anatomical structure; cytosol
Molecular function (GO): protein binding; GTPase activator activity; phosphatase activity
Source: RefSeq, a predicted model, not a curated record